This is a messenger RNA of Cladophialophora carrionii CBS 160.54, 555 nucleotides long. RefSeq lists its product as uncharacterized. The transcript has a single exon. The coding region runs from base 1 to 555 and encodes 184 amino acids. Lineage: Eukaryota; Fungi; Ascomycota; Eurotiomycetes; Chaetothyriales; Herpotrichiellaceae. The record is from RefSeq and is a predicted model, not a curated record.
AUGAUCUAUCUUCUCAUGCUUGCAGGAGGAGGCGACACGACGCUGACACACAACAUCAAUCUCCCAACGACCCUGCUGUUCACCUUGCGGGCGCAUUACGAUUGGAUGAAUCAGAAUUAUCCGGCUUCACGCACUGCCGUAGACAAGACGGUUAUCGACGCAGUGGCAUGGGACGACUGGGUCUUCAAUGAAUCAAAAUGUCGAACGGCGAUGCUGUAUUUCAUGUUUGGGCUCUUCUUCGACAUUGAGUUUGGCCUGCCGUGCGACCGUGAGCUUGACUAUCAUCCUGUAGAUGUCAACCUUCCAGCGCCGAAGCCCCUAUGGGAAGCAAGAGACGAUCUGUCGUGGCGUGCAGAAUAUGAUAUUGCUUGCCACCCGAGGGACCCAGAUUUGAAAUAUGGGGACUUGUUGCAGCUCAACCAGCAAGAUGUUGGCGCUGAGGAUGAAAACGCGGAGGAGAUACAGCGACUCGUAAGAAGGGUAGAGAAGUGGCACGAGGAGAUGGAUGACUUCGGCAUGCUCGUCACAUUCUGCAGCACCAUCAUAGGGCAAUGA